This is a messenger RNA of Prionailurus viverrinus (fishing cat), 2688 nucleotides long. RefSeq names its product butyrophilin-like protein 1. Gene Ontology annotation, molecular function: signaling receptor binding. The transcript is spliced from 10 exons. Gene Ontology annotation, biological process: T cell receptor signaling pathway; regulation of cytokine production. NCBI's taxonomy places the organism in Eukaryota, Metazoa, Chordata, Mammalia, Carnivora, Felidae. The record is from RefSeq and is a predicted model, not a curated record. Gene Ontology annotation, cellular component: external side of plasma membrane. Bases 663 to 2345 code for a protein of 560 amino acids.
CUCAUGGUAUUCACCAACUGUCAUGAGUAGUCUCCGUAGUGAACAGCCAUGCAUAGGGCUAGGUAUUAGUCUUGGCUGUGCCAUACACACUCUCUGCUUAUGGUUUAGAAGUUAGCCAACCUGGAGAGUAGCAGUUGUUCAUCAAACUAUUGCUGAGUCGGGACCUCUGUGUGACUCCCUGCAGGGUGGGUCAGUGUACCUGGACCUGCCCUGUUUCUGUGGCUCUGAUCACGUUGCUUCCUUACUGAUAACUGGGGUGCACCAUCCAGAGGGCAGGGCAGAGUCUGCUGGGAUUGUUUUUUGUAAGCUUUCACUUUCAAAUGGUGCAGGAGUCAGAGAAGGGUGGAUUCUCCUGUCUGGGAGUGCUUAGUGGGGGCCCAGGACCCUGUUUUGGCUCAGACCCCUCUAACCUGUUCAGGUUCUGCUUCCCCACUCAUCUGGGAACCACCUGCCUCUCAGGCAAGAAGACCCUAUGGCAUCCAACGUUGGAAUUGGGUGCAGGGUUUGCGGCUCAGAGCAGCUGACUGCAAGUGCAAUCUCUGAGAGCAGAUUUGGGGUCUGCUGAGAUCUCACACUACUGAGUUAGAGACAUUCCAGAAGUCUCAGCUUUCUAAGCAGGUGUUCUCCUGCCUCCUGCCCUGUGUCUCCCCAGCCCUGAGGAAAUGGAGGAUUGCCGCAGAGGCUCUUUGCUCUCCCGUCUCACCUGCCUGCUUCUCUUCUUCCAGUUGCCUGCUGGGGGGUCUGCAGAGGAGUUUGUGGUGAUUGGCCCCUCGGAACCCAUUGUGGCAGUGAUGGGUGGGAACGUCACGCUGCCCUGUCAUGUGUCCCCAGCCAUGGAUGUGGAAAACAUGGAGCUGCGGUGGUUCCGCUCCAAGUUCUCAGAAGUAGUGUUCAUCUAUGAAAACCAGCAGGAACAGAAAGAAGAGCAGCUGGCUCAGUACACAGGGCGGACCUCGCUGGUGAAGGACUUCCUCAGCCAGGGGGAGGCCACUGUGCGUAUCCACAAGGUCCAGGCUUCCGACAACGGGCUGUAUACCUGCUUCUUCAGAAAGGGAAGUUUCUAUGAAGAGGCCAGUUUGGAGCUGAAGGUGGCAGGUGUGGGCUCUGUCCCUCAAGUGCACAUCACAGGGCCAGAGGAGGACGGGGUCCGAGUGGUGUGCAUGGCCUCGGGAUGGUUCCCAAAGCCCCAGAUACAGUGGAGAGCUGCUAAUGGGGAAAAGUUCCUGACAUUUUCUGAGACCCAUGCCCAAGACACUGAAGGGCUGUUCAGCGUGGAGUCUGCUCUGGUGGUGAGGGACAGCUCUUCAGGGAACAUGACCUGCUCAGUCCUCAACCCCGUCCUGGACCAGAAGAAGGCGAUGGCCAUUUUCAUCCCAGAGCCCUUCUUCCCCCAGGCCUCUCCCUGGAAGCCAGCUUUCAUAGUGAGCCUCGUGGUGCUGAUGCUCUCACUCCUUGGGGCUGCCUAUUACAUCAAGACAGAACAUACUGUAAAGAGGCAGGAGAUGCAGGAAUGGGAGAGACUGCACAGGGACAAGGAGGAGGCCCGGCGGACAAAGGAGGAGGCGUUGAAGGCCAGAGAUGAACUCCAAGAAGAUCUUGGCAGGAGGAAAUCCAUUUACCUGGGUGGCUGGAGGAAGGCGCAGUUGUAUGCAGACUGGCGGAAGGAGAAGUUCCAGGCCUUGUCUGUCACUCUGGAUCCAGCGUCUGCAGAUCCGCACCUUGCUGUCUCUGGUGGACAGACUAGUGUGACCUUGGAGGACACAACUGCGGACUCAGGAAGACCCUGUAGCAUCUUGGGCCAGGAGGCCAUCACAUCAGGGCGCUGCUACUGGGAGGUGGAGAUCAAGAAUGGAAACAGUGGCGAGUGGGGUCUGGGGGUCUGUAGGGGAGAUGUGGAGAGGACAGAAUGGUACAGAGAGUGGCCAGAAGUGGGGUUCUGGGUUCUGAGGUGGAACGAUGGUAAAUUAUAUGCCCUUGUCCUCCCUGAGAGUCAGGAAAUCUGUGAUGAAGUUCCCCACAGGGUGGGUGUUUUCUUAGACCUCAGAGAAGGGGAUGUCUCCUUCUAUAACAUGACUCAUGGAUCUCACCUUUUCUCCUUCCCUCUAACUUCCUCCACUGGGACUCUGUUUCCAUACUUCAUGAUUCAGUCAGGAGAUGUGUCCCUGACCAUCUGCUCUGUGGUGGGUGUGCCUACAGAGACCCCUGUGCUCCUUAACAAUCCUCCAUCUUCUUUGGAGGAACCUGUAAGCCUCUCAGGGGAUGGGUUCAGCUCAGGCUCUGCUGUUGAUGGUGCUCUCCCAGGGGCUGACUCUCCAUUACUCCCCUAUGGCCCUGAGGCUAUGUGACCAUAGGACCCCAACACUGUCCCAGACUCCUUAUGGUGGCUCUUUCUGGAGCUUCACAUUCCUUGAGACAAAAGCCUCUGAGGUUAGUCCUGGAUGACCUGGUGUCUUGCACUCUUGCUCUGGAUGCAGUCUCCUGGGGUACGGCUAUGAGAACACUUAGUUCAUGCCUUAUGCUCAGGCAACAGAAGAUAAUAGUUGACUGAGCUGGAUUAGGGUAGGCUGAAUUUAACUAUUGGAAGUAAUGCUUCUUUUGGUAAUGAAAAUUAUUUCAUACAGUCUUUAUUCUGCUUGGAUAUGAAGGAGAUGAGGGCUGAAUGACUCUGCAGAAUUAAAUCGUGUAUAU